This is a messenger RNA of Ananas comosus (pineapple), 2437 nucleotides long. Its product is annotated as enolase 1, chloroplastic. Gene Ontology annotation, cellular component: phosphopyruvate hydratase complex. Gene Ontology annotation, biological process: glycolytic process. The transcript has 7 exons. Bases 666 to 2144 code for a protein of 492 amino acids. The record is from RefSeq and is a predicted model, not a curated record. NCBI's taxonomy places the organism in Eukaryota, Viridiplantae, Streptophyta, Magnoliopsida, Poales, Bromeliaceae. Gene Ontology annotation, molecular function: magnesium ion binding; phosphopyruvate hydratase activity.
UUUCACUCGCCCACAUGCUCACACGUGCCGCGUCCUUAUUCUUCUUGACUCCACCAACCCAGCCAACCUCCCCUUUCGCUCCACCAACCACUCCCAUACAGCGGGACAAGAAGAAAUUGGUUCCUCAUCGUGUCUACCACCACGUCAUCCCUGAACCUAACCAAACAAAAUUCACGACAACUCACCAAACAGCUGUCUUGGCCAAUAGGAAGCUAGAACCAUUUCCGGUCUAUUAGGCCGGGUUCAGGCAAAGAAGCUCCCCGAGGGAGCUGGGAGAGCCCGAAAACCGUGCAUGCACCGGGCCUAUACACCAAAAUCUCCAAAACGAAGGUCCUCUUUGGGAUUUGCGGGGAGUGAGCUUUGCGUGUAUGAUUAAAAGAAUAGCCUGAUCUACUGAUUCAAAUUAAUAACAAUGUUUAAACCAAUCUAAAGUUCUUAUAAUUUUUUAAAAUUUGUAUAUUUGAGUUUUGAGACAGGAUUUAUACGCCGGGUGCAUGCGAUAAUUUCUCGACCAAAAGGCGGCCCAUUCGUCUCUGCUCUCGUCGCCCAUUGACGGACCUCUCGAGGUCACAACUCACACAGCCUCCCUCUUCCGCCCUCCUAUAAAUCAAAGCUCUCUUUCUCUCUCUCGAUCUCGCGAUCGCGAUCAUCUCUCUCCCCCUCCAAUGGCGCUCUCUCAAUCCAAUCUCCUCCCAAACCCCUUCCUCUCCUCCAAACCCCGAUGCCGAACCCCCUUCGCAUCGUCUCCCUCGUCCCUCCCAUCUCUCUCGCGCCCUAGACACGUCCCCGCCGCGAUUCGGAGCUCCCUCGCCUCCGCCGCGGCGCCCUCGGCGGCCGCCGUGGCCGUGAAGGAGUUCGCCGUCAAGUCCGUGAAGGCGCGGCAGAUCAUCGACAGCCGCGGGAACCCCACGGUCGAGGUCGACCUCGUCACCGACCAGCUCUACCGCUCCGCCGUCCCCAGCGGGGCCUCGACGGGGAUCUACGAGGCCCUCGAGCUUAGAGACGGCGACAAGAAGGUGUACGGCGGGAAAGGGGUGCUCAAUGCUGUGAGGAACAUCAACGAGGUUUUGGCCCCCAGGCUCAUCGGCGUCGAUGUUAGGAACCAGGCUGAAGUUGAUUCGAUCAUGCUAGAUAUUGAUGGAACUCCAAACAAAUCAAAACUGGGUGCUAACGCAAUCCUUGGAGUUUCUCUAAGUUUAUGCAGAGCUGGUGCGGGGGCCAAAGGAGUUCCUCUCUAUAAGCAUAUACAGGAUAUAGCUGGUGUGAAGGAACUCGUCAUGCCCGUUCCUGCUUUUAACGUGAUAAAUGGGGGUAGCCAUGCUGGCAACAAUCUGGCAAUGCAAGAGUUCAUGAUAUUGCCAGUAGGCGCAACUUCUUUUGCCGAGGCUCUUCGUAUGGGCUGUGAGGUUUACCAUAUCCUCAAGGGCAUUAUUAAGGCUAAAUACGGGCAAGAUGCAUGCAAUGUUGGAGAUGAAGGUGGCUUUGCUCCCAAUGUUCAGGACAACAGAGAGGGUCUUGUCUUGCUUAUAGAUGCUAUUGAAAGGGCUGGUUACACUGGAAAGAUUAAAAUAGGAAUGGAUGUUGCUGCUUCAGAGUUCUUCACAAAGGAUGGGAGAUACGAUCUGAAUUUCAAGAAGCAGCCGAAUGAUGGAGCUCAUGUUCUCACUGCUCAGAGCCUCUGCGAACUGUAUAAGGAGUUUGUCAGAGACUUCCCUAUCGUGUCCAUCGAGGACCCUUUUGACCAAGAUGAUUGGAGUUCGUGGGCGUCACUUCAGUCUUCUGUUGAUAUCCAACUUGUCGGCGAUGAUUUGUUGGUCACCAAUCCCAAAAGAAUAGCCGAGGCAAUUGGGAAGAAGGCUUGUAAUGCUCUGCUUCUAAAAGUUAACCAGAUUGGCACUGUCACUGAAUCCAUCAAAGCAGCUCUUGACUCAAAAGCUGCUGGCUGGGGAGUGAUGGUCAGCCACCGUAGUGGUGAGACAGAAGAUAAUUUCAUCGCUGAUCUUGCUGUUGGCUUGGCAAGUGGACAGAUUAAAACUGGAGCUCCCUGCCGUAGUGAGCGGUUGGCCAAGUAUAAUCAGCUUUUGCGGAUCGAAGAGGAGCUUGGAAAUGUGCGCUAUGCUGGGGAAGCAUUCAGAUCUCCGUGAAAAGACCAAUGAUAGGCAGAUUACAUCUUGAAGAAAAAUAAGGUACUAAAUCAAAAUGAUCCAAAAUGGAGUUUUAUGUACCACGGAAAUGACAAUUUUGUAGAUCUCUUCUUUUUUUUUUUUCUGAGAUGAACUUUAGUAUGUGCAUCUGUUGCUCUGAGUAUUCAAAAACCCUUUUCUUCAGGGGUCUGGUGGAGGGACCCAGGACUUUGUACUAUUUCUGAUACUUCAUUACGAUUGCAAGGAGUGAAGUUUGGAUAGUAUUAUAUGCUAUAUGCUAUAUUCUCAUUUCA